GCCUUGCAGCUGCUUCAGACUGGGACAGAAGAAACACCACACGACAAAAAGUGAUUGUCAGUUUUAACGAGCAAAUAGAGUUUUUGGUGUAUAUGUGAUUUUUGCACAGACCCUUCGCGUUACAACCCUGCCAUAACACGGCUUUGUCAUCAGCUGCACGACUGUCAAGAAAAUGUCAUUGGAAGAUUAUGAGAGACACUACGCGUCGCUCUCGGACUCGGGAUGUGAGUCUGUCAGUGGCGCACACACAUCUGGCACAUUCAGCAGCGAAGAGGAAAAGUUGCACUACAUUCCCAUUCGAGUCUUGGGUAAAGGGGCUUUUGGGGAAGCCACCUUGUACAGACGCACCGAGGAUAAUUCUCUGGUUGUUUGGAAAGAGAUUGAUCUGAAUAAUCUCUCGGACAAAAAACGCAGAGAUGUCAUGAAUGAAAUCAGCAUCCUGUCCAUUCUCCAGCAUCACAACAUCAUAGCGUAUUUCAACCACUUCUUGGACAAGAACACCCUGCUGAUUGAGCUGGAGUACUGCAACGGUGGAAAUCUUUAUGACAAAAUUAACCAACAGAAAGGGAAGCUGUUCACAGAAGAGGUGGUCAUAUGGUAUUUGUACCAAAUUGCCUCAGCUGUGGCUCAUAUUCAUAAAGCUGGUGUUCUGCACAGGGAUAUCAAAACAUUAAAUAUCUUUCUCACUAAGACAAACUUGAUAAAGCUAGGGGACUAUGGUUUGGCCAAGAAGUUGGACUCAGAGUAUUCAAUGGCUGAGACGUGUGUAGGUACACCAUACUACAUGUCUCCUGAGCUUUGUCAAGGAGUGAAGUACAACUUUAAAUCAGACAUAUGGGCCAUGGGCUGUGUCAUAUUUGAGCUUCUGACUCUCACUAGGACCUUUGAUGCAACGAAUCCUCUGAACCUGUGCGUGAAGAUUGUCCAGGGCAAUUGGACCAUGGAAGUGAACUCCGAUGUUUAUUCACCUGAGCUCAUCAAAAUAGUCUAUGCGUGCUUAGAUCAGGAUCCAGAGAAGAGACCUACUGCUGACCAGAUUCUUGACCAGCCCAUCAUCUCUUGUGUUAGACCGGCUCUGGAGGAGCGUGUGGCGGUACUCAAUUCAGCUAUCAGAAAACCCAAGUUGAGUACAGUAUCAGACACACCGGUUGCUGUAGUGACAACUCGCUCAAGGGAGGUGUAUUUCUGGGGAGGAGGGAAGUUCACUCCUCAGAAACUGGAUUUGUUUAAGGGCGGCAACAGUGCUCAGCAAGUGUGCGCAGGGGAAACACAUUUUGCUGUGGUUACUGUGGAGAAAGAGCUCUACACUUGGGCUAGUGUGCAAGGGGGUGCUAAAAUGGUGGGCCAGCUUGGUCAUGGGGAUCAGGCCUCAUACCGACAACCUCGCAAAGUAGAACGUCUGCAAGGGAAAGCUAUCCGGCAGGUGGCUUGUGGGGCAGACUUCACUGCCUGUGUGACUGAUGAGGACCAAAUGUAUAUGUUUGGCUCAGACUAUUAUGGCUGUAUUGGUGUGGAAAAUGAUAUGGGAAUGGAGGUUCUAGAGCCGGUUCUGCUGGAGUUCUUCCAGGAGCGACCAGUGCGACAGGUAUCCUGUGGUGACAACCACGUAGUAGUGCUGACUCACUGUGGAGACAUCUAUUCUUGGGGCUGUGGAGAACAUGGUAGACUUGGCCUGGACUGUGAGGAUGACUUUGCCUCCCCUAUGCUAGUGGAAGUACCAAAAAGUGCCAGCAUUGACUCUGUGUAUUGUGGGAGCGAUGGUACUUUCUUCCUUACAGAGUCUGGGAGAGUCCUGGCCUGUGGAAACAAUGAACAAAACAAGCUAGGUCUCAAUCAAGGCAUCACUGGUAUCAAAAACCACCCUGGGGAGGGCCAUCAGGAGAUACCAUACACCACAACCCUGACUUUAGUAAAGCAGCUGGCCCGCUUUAAGAUUCAAAUCAUUGCUCCUGGGAAGACCCAUACGGCAGCCAUUGAUGAGCGGGGACGUCUGAUGACCUUUGGCUGUAAUAAAUAUGGUCAACUGGGUGUGAAGGACUUUAAAAAACAUCAAGGGGUUCAGCUGCUUUUGGGACCCUUUGGGGGGAAAGUUGUCACCAAAGUGUCUUGUGGAGAUGGGUUCACAAUUGCUGCUACAGAGGAUAAUCAGAUCUUUGCGUGGGGCAAUGCCGGAAAUGGACGUUUAGGCAUGCCUGCUGAUCGAGGAUUUGGCUCUGAGGUUUGCCCUGCACUUCCUCGGCCCAUUUUUGGCUCCCUACACCAUGUGCCUGACUUGUCCUGCAGGGGUUGGCACACCAUACUUAUCAUGGAAAAGGUGCUAAACUCCAAAACUAUCCGUUCAAACAGUAGUGGACUGUCCAUUGGAAGUGGCAUAGGUCAGGGCUCCAGCUCUUCUUUGGACCUGGGUAUUGAGCCUGGCUCAGACUCUGAGCUGCGAGAUGGUAUUCUCGGGGGUACUGUGGAGGCUGACAUGGAGGAGAGAGGUCUGGAGACUCCUAUUUUUUCAAUGGAGAGCAAGACCAAUGAGAGUUCGUGCCCGUCUUGGCUUCGCAAGGAGCUGAUGGAUGCAGAGUUCAUUCCCAUGCCUGAUGAAGGCUCGAGAGAUUCCAUGUCUGGCCCUCUGGCUUCCUCUUUUUCAGAAAGUGCCACACUCCCAUAUGAAGAGCUUCAAGAGCUAAAGGCAGCUGCUGCAGCUGCCACCAGUGGGAAUGGCCUCAUGCAAACAGCAUGUGUAGACUACGAGAGGGUCAAUGGAUUGGAAUCUGGAGCCUGGAAGAGAAGUAGCCUCUCACAGCAAGAUGGUCCGCAGACUUGCUGCCAAGCAAGUCGUGAGCUUGCCCAGCUCCAGGAAAUGGUGAAAAGGCAAGAUGCCACAAUUCAACUGUUACAGAAGCAAUACAAAGAUCAACUUGAAGAGAAUGAGAGGCUGUGGAGGGCCAUUCAUGACCUUAGAUUAGGAGCUGAUCAUUGUGAAAACAACCACGAGUCAAGAAGCUUGUCUGAUGAAUAAAAAUGAGGGAGAAUUUAUGUGCACAGAUUAUCAAAAUGAAUUACAGUGGGUUAGUAUCCAGAAUAACCCACUGCUGGUCAAGACACACCUUGGAGCCUCAGUGAAUGAGCUAAUUGGUGAGGGUGAGUAUGUUGCUGAAAUGUUAGUUGUUUGGUCCUCAUAUACUUUUUCCCAUUACAGGGUAAGGGGGAGGACUGUGUGUCUUAUCAGUCACAAAAUACUUUUGCUGCCUCUAAGUAACAAACAGAGAUUAUACUCUGUUUUAUUGUGGCAACAUCAGGUCGUAUUAGAUAAAGCCAUUACAUUCCUCCUAUUGUUAGAGCCGUUUUUGUACUUGUAUACGUGCCAUGCAAUAAUAUAGAAAUUUUGCCAUUGAAUCACAACAUUGAUGAUUCAGAUUCAGGAUUACUCAAAAUGGAAGCAGUCUUGACUUACUGUAACAUGUUUAUUUGUGCUGUGGUGGUUUAGAGUGCAGCACAAACUACUGUCCGAAAAGUUCUUAACAAACUUUAAGCUAUUUUGUGUUAAUACACAGCCAACAGUGUCUUCAGUAUUGAUUUCUACACCAAAAAUGCCUUCAGUACUUUUGCUCAUAAUUUGAAAAUGCAUUCAUUAUUUUUUCAUUUAAUUUCUUUCAAAUGUGGAUUGUGUGGCUAAUGGACUCAAAACACAUGCAUUUAAAAGAAUACACCAAAAACUGGAAAGGUGUACUCUUGGUACAUGCCACCAAAUACAUUUUUGUUAUUACUUUGAAGAGUUGUUGAGACCUGCAACUAACAGUGAUUUUUAAAAAUUUUGCUUUGUUUUGUGCAAAUAUUUGUAAAAUGGUUUUACAUUUCAUUUAGUGAUCCAUCAUGUUCAACAUGGAAGAAUGUACAAGCUACUGAUUUUAAUUUUUUUUUUCCUGGGAUUGGACUCCCUUGUCUUUUUCUAUUACACAAUUUUAGAAUUGAUGUUUUAAUGGAACGGUUAAAUUCUGCAAACAAAAAAAUGCUCGGCUCUGAAUUUUUGAAUAGCCAGAGCUCCUUCAAGAGUUUUUAUAUGAAUACAUCCUUACAUCCAUUUAUGUUGAAACUGCAGUAAGAAAAACCAAAGACUUUGUGUGUUUGUGUGUACAUUGUUUACCUAAUUUUGUCAUAUUUUACAUUAUUUUUCUUUUUUUAAUGGAUGCAUACAAAACAGAUUUAACUUUCAAGCUGUUAUUUCUUCUUUAGUGCAAAAAUAAUUAGUUAUCUUUAGCCUGUAAACCAAAAAAGGUCAUUUUAAGUGCCUUGCUCAUUUUUAAAUUAAGCUAUGGAGGCUUAGAAAACUUUUCAUUUUUAAGUUAUUUUUCUACAUUGAGUUUGUGCAGCAUUAGAUUUUUAGGGCAAUGCGUAUACUGGGUGUAUGUAUUCUGCCUGUAACUGCUCACACUUGAAAGAGAGCAUUGCAUGCGUUGUAUAAAUAAAAACACUUCUAUAAAGACUA
Messenger RNA from Pygocentrus nattereri (red-bellied piranha), 4477 nucleotides. It is a transcript of the gene nek9, whose product is annotated as serine/threonine-protein kinase Nek9. The record is from RefSeq and is a predicted model, not a curated record. The transcript is spliced from 24 exons. Gene Ontology annotation, biological process: protein phosphorylation. Gene Ontology annotation, molecular function: protein kinase activity; protein kinase binding; ATP binding. NCBI's taxonomy places the organism in Eukaryota, Metazoa, Chordata, Actinopteri, Characiformes, Serrasalmidae. The coding region runs from base 173 to 3010 and encodes 945 amino acids. Gene Ontology annotation, cellular component: centrosome.